UUUCGAUCUUUCUCUCUCCUCGGUCCUUUUCUUUCCUAUUCGUCGAGCUCAGACAGAAACCUCUUCGAUUCCGUACGCCGGCGAUCGUAAUCGCGGUGGCGCCGCCGCCGGAAAAGCUCCUCGAUUGCCGUCCAUACCCCCUCCACCCGCCCGCUCGCCAAACAUGGCGCCCAAGGGGCCCGAGGCGGAGAGCCCAUCCCCAACCAACGGGUCCGUUCGGAAGCGGACGGAGGCGCUGUCCCCGUCGUCGCCACGGAAGUACCGGUCCCUGGCGGAGAUUAUGCGUACGGCAAAGCCCUCGCCUCCUGUCACCGGUGAGUACUAUUCCGACUUCCGGUGCGAGCAGUGCCGCUCCGGCGACCGCGACGAGGAGAUGCUCCUCUGCGACAGCUGCGACAAAGGGUACCAUAUCUUCUGCCUCCGCCCGAUCGUCGUCAGGGUUCCCAGCGGUCCCUGGUUGUGCCCUAGUUGCGCUGGAGAACGGACGUUCCAAAGGUUUCCGUUGAUGCAGACGAAGAUCGUAGGCUUUUUCCGGAUUCAGAGGUGCUCGAUUACUGCUGAAGAGGAGAAAUGUAGGCCCUCCCAAGAUACGAGGAAGCAGAGGAGACGUUCCAUGCCAUUAAUUAUGCAUAAGAGGAGGAGAAGGAUAUUGCCAUUUAAUCCAACGGAAGAUCCAGUUCGAAGAAUUGAACAAAUGGGUUCUCUUGCUACUGCCUUAACAACACUGCAGAUGGAGUUCAGUAAUGAGCUAACUUACAUGCCUGGAAAGGCCCCUAGAUCUGCUAAUCAAGCAAUUUUGGAAAAAGGUGGCAUGCAGGUCCUUCCAAGAGAAGAUAAAGAAACGUUAGAGCUCUGCAGGGCCAUGUACAAAAGAGGAGAAUGUCCUCCACUUUUAGUUGUUUAUGAUUCACUUGAAGGAUUCACUGUACAGGCUGAUGGACAUCUAAAGGAUAUGACUUUAAUUGCUGAGUACACUGGAGAUGUGGAUUAUUUACUAAACCGGCAACAUGAUGAUUGUGACAGCAUUAUGACCCUUCUUUCUGCAACAAACCCAUCUGAUAGUCUAGUUGUCUGUCCUGAUAAAUGUGGAAAUAUUGCUCGCUUUAUCAAUGGCAUUAACAACCAUAAUCACACAGGAGGCAGGUCUAAGCCGGACGAUAGUGGGAUACACAAAAACUGGACAAGAACUUCUGCCAUUGCAUGGAUACAUGGGCAUCCUAUAAAUUAUGGCAUUCUACCGGCUAUAAAUUUCAGGAGCAAUUUAGUUUUGAUCUGUCUAAUUGGCAAAAGGUUGCCGCAUUCUAUAUCGAGAAGAAAGUUGCAUGGAUGGGGAAAUACAUGGUUGGAAACUUGCAUUGAUGGAUAUGUGAACCUAUUAUCCUUCUCAAUUGGUUCCUCUGAUGUGUCUUCAAAGUUGUAUCUUUUUUGGAUAAAUUAGAUGAUUGGUUAUUCAAAAGAGCUUUUCCAACCUCUGUAAAAGAUUUCAAGCUUUUCCUUUUUACAACAACAGAUUACCCCGGCUCAAGCUUUGAUCAAAUGUGGAACAUCAACUGAUCACCCCAGCAUGUGCGUGUGGAAGUGCACAUAUGUGAAUUUGAAAUUUCAUCUUCUUCUUUCAAAAAGAAUGGCCAGUCAUGGGUA
Messenger RNA from Elaeis guineensis (African oil palm), 1641 nucleotides. Its product is annotated as probable Histone-lysine N-methyltransferase ATXR5. The record is from RefSeq and is a predicted model, not a curated record. NCBI's taxonomy places the organism in Eukaryota, Viridiplantae, Streptophyta, Magnoliopsida, Arecales, Arecaceae. Gene Ontology annotation, molecular function: protein binding.